AUGUCAUCGUCGGCCAUCUUCAUUCUUGAUCUCAAGGGAAAGACCAUUAUAUCCCGUAAUUAUCGUGGUGAUGUCGAUAUGAAUGUUAUUGAUCGCUUUCUUCCGUUGCUCAUGGAUCGCGAAGAGGAAGGGUUAGCUUCUCCUGUGAUUUCGAAUCAAGAUGCGACCUUCGUUUACAUCAAACACAACAAUAUCUAUCUUGUCUCAACAUGUCGUACAAAUGUGAACGUUGCAUUGGUUCUUUCAUUCCUUUUCAAAUGCGUUGAGGUUUUCACUGAAUACUUCAAAGAUGUUGAAGAGGAGUCAGUCCGUGAUAAUUUCGUUGUGAUUUACGAACUGCUUGACGAAAUGAUGGAUUUCGGAUUCCCGCAAACGACUGAGAGCCGCAUCUUGCAAGAGUUCAUAACACAAGAAGGCCAUAAACUCGAGGCUGCACCACGGCCUCCAAUGGCCGUUACAAAUGCUGUUUCGUGGAGAUCGGAAGGCAUCAAAUACAGAAAAAAUGAAGUGUUUUUGGAUGUGAUCGAAAGCGUCAAUAUGCUGGCGAACGCUAAUGGCACAGUCUUGCAAAGUGAGAUUGUUGGUUGUGUCAAAAUGCGGGUGUAUUUGACGGGUAUGCCAGAACUGCGCCUUGGUCUCAAUGACAAGGUGCUGUUCGAGGGAAGUGGACGCGGCAAAAGCAAGUCGGUCGAAUUGGAAGACGUCAAAUUUCAUCAAUGUGUUCGACUUUCACGAUUUGACAAUGAUAGAACAAUCUCGUUCAUUCCACCCGAUGGAGCUUUUGAGCUUAUGAGCUACCGACUCACAACGGUUGUCAAACCACUCAUUUGGAUCGAAACCAACAUUGAAAGGCACUCACAUUCGCGUGUUGAGUUCAUGAUUAAGGCUAAAUCGCAGUUCAAGCGUCGUUCUACUGCAAACAAUGUGGAGAUCAUCAUUCCUGUACCAUCAGAUGCCGAUUCACCAAAAUUCAAGACUAGUAUUGGAGCAGUGCGCUAUGCACCAGAGCAAAGUGCAUUUGUUUGGACAAUAAAGAGUUUUCCAGGUGGCAAAGAGUAUUUGUUGAGUGCUCAUUUCUCAUUGCCUUCGGUAGUGGGCGAAGAAGUAGAAGGGAAACCUCCAAUUAAAGUGAAAUUCGAAAUUCCAUAUUUUACUACAUCAGGAAUUCAGGUUCGCUACUUGAAAAUUAUAGAGAAGAGUGGGUAUCAAGCUUUACCAUGGGUUCGAUACAUAACACAAAAUGGCGAGUAUCAAAUGCGGAUGAAGUAA
This is a messenger RNA of Haemonchus placei, 1269 nucleotides long. The record is from the annotation of a GenBank genome assembly. NCBI's taxonomy places the organism in Eukaryota, Metazoa, Nematoda, Chromadorea, Rhabditida, Trichostrongylidae.